AACAUCAUUGGUGGGGAACAGAUUCUUUAUCGAGGGGCAGACAUUUACCAAGUAUAUCGAAUCCUUGGAGGCUUUUAUUUGAGAAGCUAUAUUGUCUGCAAGUAUCAACAUGACUAUGAUAUUGCACUUCUAAAUCGAGAAGUUCUAAUGUUUAAUAGAAGAAAUGGCAAACUGGCCCACUGUGCAAAAGUGGCCUGUAAACGUAACAAAAUAACCAGAAAAGGCAGAACCAGCUCAAAAUGGACCUCAAAAUGGGCUGGAAAAGGACGAAGUUUAGCAGUUAAAUGAUGGCAAAGAGUAACCUCCUUGAUUGUGGCUGGUACUACAACUCUCCCUUAGCUGCAAACAGUCGUACACGAGAGACGAAAAACCCAGUUAAAGGAUGUUUACAAAACAACAUGAAUUGUUGUGAAUGCGGUAGCUGCCGGGUAACACAGUGACCUAAACUAAAUUAAUUUUGCUCAUGGAAAUAUUACUCGGUGAAAUAUAAAUUUUGUAAUAACAUGAAGUCAGUAAUAAGUAAAAUCGCGGGGGUAAGAAAUGCUGGGCUAUUGUAUAUCGCCGCGAGAAGCCAGUAGGGAACCUUUCUGCCUCCGUGUGUCCCAGUCGGCACAAAGGUACCGAUGAGCCCGUGGGUUGUGCUUGCUGCAUUCUUCACCAUCAAAUAAAAAGUACAAAAACGAGAAAAUGACAACAGCUGACCUUCACCUCUUUUAUCCUCAUAAAGAAUAUCAGGCUUUUGAAGUUCCGCUACACUACAUGAAUAGGCUCACUUGGCAUAGAUAUUGAGACAUCUACCUGGGCCUUCAUUUUCCCCUCACUACAUAUGGGUAAAGACCGGGACAGUAAGCAAGACACAUUUGGGCAUGAGCGGCGGUGGCGAGUGGCGCUGUAGGAUGUCCUUACCGCAUUUAGGCAUGGCCUCAAACUUGCAGCCACAACGCUACAGUAACAAUUUGGACUUUGGGCAAACAGUCCCCCUUACGCACGCACCAGUUCCAACAAGCCCUGUUGUGGGCUCAGGAAUUCCGAGACAAGGACUCUACUACCAUUCAUCCAUCUCUGCUGCGCAGAAACCAUCGACACAGCCUGAACAACAAAUCUUCCAACACCAAACUUCCACCAAAUGUCAGGCGCAAAAGAAAAACGCUCAGGCGGAGAAGAAGCGUUGGCAAACGGCCGACUUUCGAUGGAUAUUCACCAAAAGAAAAGCUACAGGGCCAGCGUCCAUCAACACGAAAAUUCCUGAAGAGAAAGAGCAAAACCCUUCACCGAGUCAGAAGAAACGAUUCACAUUCACACAAAGGCAACUUGUCGAGCUAGAAAAAGAAUUCCAUUUCAGCAAAUAUCUCACGAGAACACGGCGAAUCGAGAUUGCUACAACUCUAAAACUCACUGAAAUGCAAAUCAAAAUCUGGUUUCAAAAUCGAAGAAUGAAAUGGAAAAGGGAGUUUAAGGAUUCCUUGCAAAAACCAGCGAACGGCGAGCCUACGUACCAAAACUCAAGCUUUGUUCAGCCUUUCCACAAUGCACCCUUCAACGGCAACCAUUCAACUACGAUGGCAUUAAACGGACUUGCGUACUAUCCAAGCUACAUGUCUGGGUUUGGGUAACCCCAAACCUAUCAAAUAACUUAUGAUGGUUGCAAAAACGGUUUACUCAGAGAACGACUUAGAGCACGGUAUAACCAUCCAAUCAUCCAGAAAUCAAAGCAUGUUAUUAUAAGCUUUGCCUCCUUAUUUAUCUCCAAGACAAAACAUGAAACCUUAACUUAAUACUACAAUGACUAAACAGGUUUAGUUCCCCCAGUAAGACUAGAUCAAGUAUAGCUAAAAUAACUAUAGAUAUACAGCAUUGCAUGGCUCGACAAUAGCCUCGUCCCCAGGCUACUCUCGAUCAGCUCUACUCAUUCGGAUUCAAAAUGGCGGUUUCAAAAUGGCAUUUUUCUGAGUUGCAAGAGAAUCAAAAGGUGAUGUCAUAAAAAGGCCACGCAGCCAUGAGACGCCUCCUGGGAACCAGCUAGAGGAACUUGUGCCAGCAUUGAUGCUGGGUGAUGUUUGUGCUAUUGCAAAAAUACCUGUCUCAAAUAUCUGCUGGAAUUAUUUAAUUAUAUUUAUUAUUAUCGUAUAAUCAUUAUUUCCUUAAUGAGCAGGAGCACUAGGGAGCGUAACUUCACUUCUGUAAGAGUUCAGAGUUGCAGAAGGUUCGAGAAAGACUUGAAAAAGCUAGACUUUCACAGCUUUUCUUUGGUAUAAUUUGGAAGGUUCCUAUAAUAGAAAUAAGCAGUGUAUACCCCGCCAAAGAGAACAGAGAAAAUGAAUGUCAACGUUACAUUGUACCUUUCAAAAUAUACCAAAGCUUUCUGUAAAGAUCUCUUACUGUAAAACAACAAGAUUUCGACCAUUAUUUUCUUAAAUUGCCCGAAGUUCGAAAAUAAUCUGUCUCUGGAAAGACACAAAAGUGGAUACUGGAUUGGAAAAUUUUUAAAUCUUCAAGAAAUGAACUAUUGAGAAUGCUCAUUCUAGCAUCGGUGCUGAGAAAUAAGCAGUGUAUACCCCGCCAAAGAGAACAGAGAAAAUGAAUGUCAACGUUACAUUGUACCUUUCAAAAUAUACCAAAGCUUUCUGUAAAGAUCUCUUACUGUAAAACAACAAGAUUUCGACCAUUAUUUUCUUAAAUUGCCCGAAGUUCGAAAAUAAUCUGUCUCUGGAAAGACACAAAAGUGGAUACUGGAUUGGAAAAUUUUUAAAUCUUCAAGAAAUGAACUAUUGAGAAUGCUCAUUCUAGCAUCGGUGCUGAGCUUUAAAUCAAUUUAAUUUAAAAAUAAUGUAUUUGCCCUUCGGAAGGUGGGCGUAUUACUACUGUACAAAAUAACAACUGCUGGUCACUGUACAAAAUAACUGUUGGCUACUGUACAAAAAAACAACUGAGGCUA
Molecule: messenger RNA, 2935 nt
Organism: Nematostella vectensis (starlet sea anemone)
Lineage: Eukaryota; Metazoa; Cnidaria; Anthozoa; Actiniaria; Edwardsiidae
Product: homeobox protein Hox-C5
Exons: 3
Coding region: 867-1613 (248 amino acids)
Biological process (GO): regulation of transcription by RNA polymerase II
Cellular component (GO): nucleus
Molecular function (GO): DNA-binding transcription factor activity, RNA polymerase II-specific; RNA polymerase II cis-regulatory region sequence-specific DNA binding
Source: RefSeq, a predicted model, not a curated record